This is a messenger RNA of Heterobilharzia americana, 1986 nucleotides long. The record is from the annotation of a GenBank genome assembly. Lineage: Eukaryota; Metazoa; Platyhelminthes; Trematoda; Strigeidida; Schistosomatidae.
AUGGGAAUCUACGGGUUAUGGGGGAUUCUCUCUUCUGUUCAAGAAUAUCGUCCAUUGGCUGAAAUCGGCUGUAAUUCGGUUGCUGUCGAUCUCAGUAUAUGGAUUUGUGAAGACAAGUCAGUUGGACCUUCGCCCACAUUACACUUAAGGAACUUGUUUUUCCGGUUGGUUGGCCUGUUGCGUCAGAAUACCUUGCCUGUUGUCGUUCUGGAUGGUAUUGCUCCGUCACUAAAGUCAGGUGUUAUGGAGCUAAGGCAGCAAAAACAUACUGGGAAGCCUGUUAUUCAGAAAAAUGGUAAACCGAAUCUAAGUAGAACACGAUUCUCAAAAGUGUCCCAAGAGUGUAUUGAACUUCUUAAUGCAUUCGGUGUCCCUUGGGUACAAAGUCCUGGAGAAGCGGAAGCUAUGUGUGCCUUGCUUAAUUCAAGUAAACUUGUCGAUGCUUGCAUCACAAAUGAUGGUGAUGCUUUUCUUUAUGGAGCUGAAACAGUUUAUCGUCAUUUCUCUAUGGACAGUCGGGACUCCAGUGUUCGUGUUUUUCAUGCACACCGUAUUCAAAAAUUAUUGAAUUUAACAAGGUCCGAUUUAGUUUUGCUAAGCCUUUUGUUGGGUUGUGACUACUGGCCAAGUGGUGUCUCUCGUCUUGGUCCAGCUGGAGCACUACGUUUGAUUACAUCGCUUAAAUCUGAAAUUCCGAGUAUUGAUGAAGAAUUCUUUCUUAAAUUCUUAUCCUGGCUUAUAAACAGCCCACUGAAAAGUUGUGAAGACUUUUCAUGCAAUCCAUUUGGCCUUUAUAUGAAUCCAAACGUCAUAAAAAUGUGGCUGCGUGUUGGUCUCGAGUUAAAAAACUGUCCAUUUAAAGAAAUAUUUGCCGAAUUCCUAACAAGCUUUGAAAAACGUCACUGGACCCUACCCAAACGUGAAUCAGUCUCUCAUUGGAAACGACCAGACCCAAGGAGGGUUGUGCCUUUCUGUCAGAUGCAUUUAAAUUGGGAUCCUGUGUAUACACUUCAACACUUUUUACCUAUUAUGGCUCUAUGGGAUUUGAGACAUCCGGAAAUUUAUAACGCACCAUCACCAAUCAAAUCAUUGAUAGAUAAUCAAAUUGAUGAUUCUCUGAUUCUAAAGCCAUUAAGGAUAGUGAAGAAACGUGUAGUCAAUUAUGUUGAGUCCCUUGAAGUUGAAUGGAAAAGGUUAGAAUUUGAUAAAUGGACAGGUCAGGAUAAUGAAUCAAAUUCAAAUAAUGCAAACCGUCAGAAUAAAAAUAUUGGUGAAAAUUAUUACUUUUCUGUUCCACAAAUAGAAUUCUGCAAAGUUCAUAGUGACCUUUUUCUCUGUUUUAAAUCUAAGCUGAAUAAGACCGAUAAAGUUCAGAUUCCAAUUGAUGAAGCACUCAAAGGAUUAUGCAUAUCAACUGGUCAAAAAAACCAAAGUGAUUCAAAUGUGUUUAAGAAGUCUAAAGUAUUGACUUCGCUUACAAAUGUCAACCCCCCUCCUCUAUGGGAAUCAGACUCUUCAAGUAUUGAUGAAAGUGAAUGCAUUGCAAGCAAGAGUCAUAAGCAUUUAUUGUCAAGCGCUGUCGAUCCAGAAGUAAACAUUGGUUAUAAGAGCGAUAGCGAAGUGCUGCAAAAUCAAACUGAUUGUGCAUCAUCACGACCAUCAUCAUUCUCUUCAUCACCAUUUCCCUCUUCUUUGUGUAAAUUUAAAUCUGCAUUUCCUAGUCUAUCCAGACGUUCAUCUUCGUUAUCUCACCUAGUUAAUCAUUGUAUGCUUCUGAAAACUUCACUUUUAUCUGAAUCUAUGAUAUUUGAAGGGAAAACACCACAUUCCAAAGUCCGUUCAUCAUCGUCAUCAAUAUUUUCAAGUUCUUCGUCGUAUAACGACAAUACUGAUGAUGAUGAUCCUUGUGAUGUCUCAUGGGUAGUUAAUAAAUUUCGUACACCGAAAACUCUAAAGCAACGUCUUAGCAUUUCGAAUAAAUUUUAG